ACUCCCUACUCCCGCUUCAGCACUUUCUGGGCGCUCCGCCAUGAGAGCGCGUCUUUCGCAGCUGACUUCGGCGUGAAAGGCUUGAUCUCCUAAAGCCGCAGGGACCAGCAGCAGCUUCUGCCAUUCGCGUGACCUCAGCGCAGUCUAAGUCUAAUUAUCACCACAAUGCCAUUCUCCCCGCUCCCUGCUCGCCGUCCGAUCAGUGCGCCGCGCAACAACACUCCCGGUGAUAGAUCUCGCCGGUGUCAGUUACCAUCUGACGCUUAACGCCUGACGGCUGACGGCUGACGUCUGACGCCUGCAAGCACGCGUUUCGCGCCGAGAGUAACUCGUCGACGACAGAGCAAUGAGGCGGAAUCAGCGUUCCCAGUGGCCCCUCGCCCCCUGGAGCUGCUGCUGAAGAGCCUAGACGUCUCUGCUACAGAUUAUUUUUGAGUCGACUCAAAAAUCAGCUGCUGCUGAAAAGCCUAGGCGCCGCUGCUACACCGCUUUGAGAUGUCUCAAAACACGAUGGCUCCUCGCCCCCUGGAGCUGCUGCUGAAUAGCCUAGGCGCCGCUGCUACAUCGCUGUGAUUGUAUCGUCGUAUUUAUGUUGCCAUGCUCUCUGUUUCGCCCUCCGCCUGAUAAGCGGGCGUGAAACGAGACGCGUCGGUCCGCCCAGUGUGGGUACUAUCGUCUAGGUGUUCCGAGCUGUUAGUGACUGGCUUAAUCAGCUGUUUCGUGCUAAACCAGCUUAAUCGGCCUCUACGUUCUCCUCCUGUUCUCUUCGCACCUGAGCUAUUGACUGUUCCUCUUCGCGGGGGAGCCGGAGUGCGCGGAGUGCGCUCGUGCGCGGAGAGUGAGCUCGCGCGCGGUGCAUGCGCGGAGAGCAAUGGCCACCGCUGUGCGGACGAGCAGCAGUGGCAGCGGAGGGACCGCUGGCCGGGGCGACGGUGGAAGCAGAGGGCGCGCGGGCGGCGAGGGAGAGGAGACGAGGGGGGUAGGUGAAGGUGACAGAAACGAGGGGAGGCAGAAAACGGAGGAGGGGAUGCCAAGGGCGACUGGUAGUAGCGACUAUUGCAGUGAGAAUAGGGAUGGUGGUGAUGGGGGGUUGGCAGACCCUGGGACAGGCUUUGAGGCGUCGCAAGAAGCGUCUAGAUUCACUGAAUGCGGAGUGGGGGGCAUGAGGCGGUCGCAUGAGGCGUUCGCAUUCACAGAGCAAGGAACACCAGACGGAGAGAGGGAUGGGUCUGUGAGUGGGGGAGCGAGUGAGGGAGCGAGUGGGGGAAUGCGUGAGGGAGUGAGUGAGGGAGUGAGUGAGGGAGUGAGUGUACGUGAAGCUGGACGGCCAAGAGGUGAACCGGAAUCGGGUGCACAGAGUGGGGGAAGGGAAGUGGGCAGGCUGUCAACACAGGCACAAGGCGGGGAAGAGACUGACGGGAGAUGCGGGAGUCAAGAAGCAGGAGCAGGAGGAGGAGAAGGGAACGGGGAAGUGACAGGGGAAGUGACAGGGGAAGUGACAGCGCUAUGUACGGGAGAAGAGAAGCCGAAGGAUGCUGCGUAUAGGGCAGUGGAGAAACGGGGUGAGGAGAAGGGAGGUGAGAAGGGGAGUAAGAAGGGGGGGUCUGACGAGAAAGAAGCUGGUGCUUGUCGUGGUAGUGAGGGAGAGAAGGCUGAUAUGCUGACGCAAGAGCAGUCGCAGCAGCAGAUGUGUGUUGCGGCACAUGCACAGGCGCAUGCACAGGCACAUGCACAGGCACAGGCGCAUGCACAAACACAAGCGGGCAUGGCAGAUACAGCAGCGAAUCCACCUGCAGCAGCAGUAACGACCACCACAGGCAGUGUAUCUGAGGCAUCAGCAAUCGGUGCUAGGGCGGCAGCAGCAGCAGCAGUGGUGCACGGAUGGUCGGAACGAUGGAGCGAGCUAGCCACGCUGAGAGCUGACAGGUUCGCCACGGAGCAGCAGCUCUCAGCAGCAAGCUCGACGCUGAGCACGUGUCUGCGGCGCCUGCACCUGCUGCGCCGCAGGGAGGACCAGCUGCUGCUCGAACUGCGCCUGCGCUCCGCCUCCUCCAACCUCCUGGGAGGAGCAUCUCUUGCUGCUGCAACUCACACUGCCUCUCCAGCAUAUGUAGCACCGACAGCAGUAGCAGCAGCCGCAGCAACAGCGGCAGCGGCGGCGGCGGGGGCAGCAGUAGCAGGAGGAGGAGGACGAUCAGGAGGAGUAGCAGGGGGAUCCCAGGCUGCCUUAGCAUCAUUAAGGGGUGACGUGGCGCAUGUGUUAGCACCAUCAUCACCAUUACCGUUUCCAGCAGCAGCAACAGCAGCAGCAGCAGACUUUGGGUCCCCUCCUGCUUUCCCCCAUCAAUCUCACCCCUUCCACCCACAGCAGCAACAGCAGCAGCAACAGCAUCGGUCCUCCACAUCUACUCUUAGGGCAGGCCCCCUUGCCCCUCUCUCCAUCCCCCCCCGCCCUCCCCUUCGCUCCCACUCCGGGGCAGGAGGAGGUGCGAGAGGAGGUACGGGAGGAGGUACGGGAGGAGGGGAAGGGGGAGGAGGAGGGGCAGCAGCAGAUGGAGCGGUGGAAGGAGGGGUGAGAGGAGGAGGGGGAGGAGAGGGUGGUGGUUUGGCAUCGUCUGUCGGACGCAUGGAAGCAGCACAUACUCUUGAUGCUGCUGCUUCUACUGCUGUUGCUGGUGCUGGUGCUGGUGCUGGUGCUGCUUCUACUGCUGGUGCUGGUGCUGGUGCUGCGGCUGUUACUGUUGCUUCUGGUGCUUCGGCUGUGGCACUUGCAGCUGCAGCAGCACAAGCAGCAGCACCACCUGCUGCUGCCUCUGCAGCUGCAGCGUUAGCAGCCACAACAGCAGCGCCAGCAGCAGCAGCAGCAGCAGCGGUGGCGGGAAACCGCAGUGGAACAGCAACAGCAGCAGCAGGAGGGCAGGUGGUUGGUUCUCUGUGGGAUUCCCCUCGUGAGGUGGUGGUGCGGACUGUGUCAGCGCGCGAUGCCAGUAUUUCAAGUGUCCUGCACUCCCUGGACGCUGUAAGACGCCAAGUCGCCUCCUCCUUCCGCCCCUCCGCAGCAGCAGCAACAGCAGCAGCAGCAGCAGGGCAGCAUGGGGCAGGAGUGAAGCAGCUUGGGGCAGCAGCAGGGCAGCACGCGAAGACAGCAGGGCAGCAUAGGUCUGCUGCAGAAGUGUCAGCAGGAGGAUCAGCAGCAGCAGGAGUGGCGCAGUCAGCAGCAGGGAGGGUGGUGGGGCGUUCCAGGGGAAGCGCAGAGAGUUCCCCUGUGCAUGGGAGGUCCAGGGAGGGGUUGGAUGGACGUUCAAUGGGGGGAGGGGGUGGAGGAGAGGGAGGAAAGGGUGGAGGAGAGGGAGGAAGGAGCGAUGGUGGUGCUGGUGGGGAAUCAGAAAGAGUAGCAGGAGGGGCAGCAGCAGGUGAAGCAGCAGGAGCAGCAGCAGGCGCAGGAGCAGGUUCUGUGCUGCUGCCUGGAGUUCAGUACAAGGUGGAGGCAGGGGGGCCAGGGGAAAAUGCAGCUUUUCAUGGCACGGGAGCAGGGGGGCCAGGGGAGGCAGGGGCUGGUGAGCCUACCUUUGCUGGUGGGAGUAGCAGCCUUGAGGAGUAUGCUGCUGUGAGCCGUGAUGUUCAGACAGGUGGUUCCUCGGCUGCUGGUAAUGCUGCUGCUGCCAGUGGUGAUGCUGGUAAUGGCUCCGCUCAAGACCUACCUGGUGCAGUUAUGGUACCAAAUUCCUCCCUCACUCCGCCUCGUAUGCCUCCUCACACCCCAUCAGCAUCAGCAGCACCAGCAGCAGCAUCAGCUGCAGGCAGAGGCCUCUGGCCAAACCCGUCGGCCUCUCCCACACCAUCCAUCCGCUCCCUAGGCCCCAUCCCCUCCCCAGCGUCCAGCAGCAUCAUCCCUCUCAACCCAUACGCACUGCACAACAUCGCCAUACGAGCCAUCAGCAGUGGCAGCUACCGCAGCGCCCCCUCCCCCUCCGCCCCCCGCUACAUAGUCUCCUCCCCCGCCCCCUCCCCUAUGGCCGCCUCCCCCUUCCACUACACGCCGACCUCUGCCGGCCAUUCCAAAUUCGGCGCGCAUUUCGCGUAUGGGAACCGUGCUUGGUCGGGGAGCGGGCAUAACGGCACCCCCUCGGGAUCUUCGGGUGCGGGGGGGGGGAGUAAGAGUAACACGACUGCGACCACCACUCCCACCACCACCAACAGCACCACUGGGUUUUCCCCUGAUGGCCUCCCUGCUCUCCCUCCUUUUCUUCCUUCAGAGUAUUUUGUAGCGACACUAGGUGUAGACCCGAAUGUGGAUCCGAAUGCAGAUUCAAAUGGGGAGCAGAGUGGGGAGUAUGAUUUGAAUAAGCAGCUUUUUUACGCUGGUGGGGCGGCGUCUGCGUUUGAUACUUUCGCUUUUGCGGCUGCUCCAGAUGCCGGUGGUGCUUCCACUUCUGCUGCUGCUGCUGCUGCUGCUGCGGGUGGUGCUGCGGGUGGUGCUGCUGGUACAGUCCCAUCCACUGCUGGUGCAUCUCUUGCUGGUGCCAUUUCUUCCAACCCUGCGCUUUCCUCUUCUGCUGGUGCUGCUGCUGGCGGCUCUACUGUAUCUUCUGCUGCUACAGCUGCUGCUGCUGGUGGCUCCAACCCUGCCACAAACACGAGCACCAUCCUUCCAACCACCACUAGCGCUCCUGCUACCGGCCAUUCCUUCUCCUCCCACGCCUCCCUACAUCAAGAUCCCUCCACCCUGCCACUAUCGUUCGACCACUUCCAUUCUCCGCUGGAUAGCUUGCAGGAUUACCUCCCGUCCUCAAGACACUCAGGCUCAGCCACACUCGUCUCCUCACAUCAUCUGGGUGUUGGAGGUCAGGAGGGCCGAAAGGGAUAUGUACCAGCACCGGCUGACCCCUAUCACCAACCCGGCACCAGUGGCAUCACUAGCAAAACCUGCAACAACACCACUAGCAGCAGCAGCACCGCGUUUGCCGUCCGAGAGUCGCCAGGGUCCACGUUCCACUGGAAACCUUCCGAAGCCAGCACAGCUGCUGCUAGUAGCUCCGCAGAUGCUGACGCAUUUGGCCUGCUCUCGUCGCACUCCCUGCUGCCACCAGAUGAGUUUUCUACCGAUGCCUUCCCACCUGCAGCCUCCCUAGGUGGCGCUGGUAGUGGUGGUGGUGGCAAUGGUGGUGGUGUGGUUGGUGGCGGUUAUGAUGUGUCCAGUGGAAGCUCCAUGGGUGGGGGAGGUGAGGGGGGAAGGAAGGAUGAUGUGCUGGGUCUAGGCCUGCUUAGCGGGAUGACGACAGAUGGUGCAGGUUUCCCAGCUGCAGGCUUUCCAGAAACGCUAGGAGUAGUGGGAACAUCAGAAGCAGGAGCAGGAGGAGCAGGAGGAGGAGCAGGAGCAGGAGCAGGAGCAGGAGCAGGAGCAGGAGGGGCAGGAGGCGCUAUGGAGGCAGCUGCUUUUGGCCUGCAGUCUUUUCCGUUGGAUUUCAACGCACUCUUUAGCAUCUCAGGCGCUGCUUCUGCUGGUGGUGGUGUGCCUCUUGCUGCUUCUUCUGCCACUACCGCUGACACUGCCCAGCAUGCUGCCGCCGCUCCUGCUCCAGCUGUGCCUGCUGGUGUUCCUCCUCACUUUCCUCCAUCCCUCAUCCCACCACACUACUCCAUGCCUGCUGGGGCCAUGGCUGUCACUCAGACAGAGCUCUUGGGUGCUGGUAUGUAUGCCAUGCCAAGAGGCAUGGGCAUGGCAGGAGGAGGGAUGGGAGCAGUGGGAGAAAAGUCUCGGGUGGCAGGAUGGGGCAUGGGGACGAGCGGUGCUGACAUGGGCAUGGGGAUAGAGAGGAGGCUGGGUGUAUCAGGGGGGCACAUGCAGCCCAUGCAGCCCAUGCAGCCCAUGCAGUAUAUGCAGCAGCAGCAGGGGACAGUCUCUGCCAGACCCUUCGACACGCCUCAGCAGCACGGCGCAGGAGCACCAGCAGCAGCAGCAGGAGGACGAGGAGGAAGGGGGUCCUCAUCUGCCCAUCCACGGCAGUCGCCCCUGGACGUGCUCGUGCACGUGCAUCUGCCCAGCUCCACACACACCUCCACCAACGAUGGCGCCUCGGAGCGCGGGGGCGGCGGCGGCCAAUGGAGCACACCCUUCACUCCAUGACAGCCAUUAGGCAUGAGCUGUGAGGCAUGAGGCAUGAGCCAUGAUGCAUGUGGCAUGAGGCAUGAGGAGGCAUGAGGCAUGAGCCAUGAGCCAUGAGGCAUGAGGAGGCAUGAGGCAUGAGCCAUGAGGCAUGAGUCGUGAGCCAUGAGGCAUGAGGCAUGUGUCAUGAGCCAGGCAUGAGUCAUGAGCCACGAGGCACGAGGCGUGAGCCAUGAGCCAUGAGGCAUGAGCCAUUAGCCACAGCCCUUGCGCUUGCGCUCGCAUGUGCACCUCCUUGAGCUUUGCACGUGAUAGGUCUGAUGUGGAUGGAGGCUUGCACUUGAGUCGACUCAAAAGCUCUUGCACCUCCUUGAGCUUUGCAUGUCAUAGCGCGGAUGUGGGUGGAGGCUUGUGUUAACGUAGAAACGAAUGAUUACUAGAGGUGGAAACCUAGAACAAAUACUAGUUGGUUGUACUCACUAGAAGCAUACCUCAGUCUAGCCUAUAACUUCUAC
Molecule: messenger RNA, 6621 nt
Organism: Closterium sp. NIES-67
Lineage: Eukaryota; Viridiplantae; Streptophyta; Zygnematophyceae; Desmidiales; Closteriaceae
Source: the annotation of a GenBank genome assembly